Serendipita indica DSM 11827 is the source of this 417-nucleotide messenger RNA. The record is from the annotation of a GenBank genome assembly. Lineage: Eukaryota; Fungi; Basidiomycota; Agaricomycetes; Sebacinales; Serendipitaceae.
AUGGCUCUGACCGUCGGGGGGUAUAGUAGACAAGCCAUAGAUUUGAACAAAAUCUCGAAAUCCAUCAUCUCGCAUGCGGAGAACACCUUGACCAGCCUCUACAAUCUUCAGAAACUGAGUAUCAGGCUCCAUGGUAGAGACCUGGCGCAAUCAGAAACACAGAAAUAUCGAGAGCAGCUGAAAGCGCAGUGGGAGUCGACGGCCCAGCUCCUCCAAAACGCCCAAGGAUUUAGCGGCGAUGUCGUGCUCCUUCGGGACAGUAUCGGGACGGCUUCUAUUCAAGAUGUCUGUGAAAGCAUCACAGAAAUGAUCUCUACUGCCCAAGAUACCCAUAACUUUGCGUUGAGCAUCAUAGCGACGCAAUCACCGGGAUUCCAGACGCCAUACGACGCAUUAUUUGGGGGGACGAAUAUUUGA